This is a messenger RNA of Dictyostelium discoideum AX4, 1371 nucleotides long. RefSeq lists its product as hypothetical. The coding region runs from base 1 to 1371 and encodes 456 amino acids. The record is from RefSeq and is a predicted model, not a curated record. Lineage: Eukaryota; Evosea; Eumycetozoa; Dictyosteliales; Dictyosteliaceae. The transcript has a single exon.
AUGGUAAAACUAAAUAGUUUAAUAAUAUUUUCAAUAUGUUUGUUAUUAUUUUCAAGUAAUAAUUUAUUAAAAGUAUUUGGUGAAGAAAGCUCACCAUUAAAUUCAACAUCUACUGAUAAUUCAACAGUUUUGGCCGCACAAGAUUUGGAAUGUAAUAAUGUAAGAUGUUUAAUUCCAGUUUGUAAACCAGGUUAUGAUUUAAUUAGACCACCAAAUUCAUGUUGUCCAGUAUGUACAAUUUGUCCAGCACCAUCUGAUUGUCCAUUCAUUAGAUGUGAAGGUGAUAAAAUUCCAUUUAAAGCUGAUGAUAAAUGUUGUCCAGAAUGUGUUUGUAGACCAAAUAAUGUUUGUCCUUUAUUAGGUUGUGCACCAGGUUAUAAAGAAUAUACAGCACCAGGUGAUUGUUGUCCCAGUAGAUGUAUUUGUGAUCCAAGUAGACCAUGCCUUCCAUAUUUUUGUCCAGACGGUCAAGUACCAUAUACAAAACCAGGUGAAUGUUGUCCAAGUUCAUGUAAAUGUGAUCCAAGUAGACCAUGUCCUCCAUAUUUCUGUCCAAUAGGUCAAGUACCAUAUACAGGACCAGGUGAUUGUUGUCCAAGUUCAUGUAAAUGUGAUUCAAGUAGACCAUGUCCUCCAUAUUUCUGUCCAGAAGGUCAAACUCCAUAUACUAAACCAGGUGAUUGUUGUCCAAGUUCAUGUCAAUGUAAUCCAAAUAGACCAUGUCCUCCAUAUUUCUGUCCAAUAGGUCAAGUACCAUAUACAAGACCAGGUGAUUGUUGUCCAAGUUCAUGUCAAUGUGAUUCAAGUACACCAUGUCUCCCAUACAUUUGUCCAGAUGGUAAAUUACCAUAUACUAAACCAGGUGAUUGUUGCCCAAGUUCAUGUCAAUGUAAUCCAAAUAGACCAUGUCCUCCAUAUUUCUGUCCAAUUGGUAAAUUACCAUAUACAGCACCAGGUGAUUGUUGCCCAAGUUCAUGUAAAUGUGAUCCACAAUAUCAUUGUCCACCAUUAAAUUGUCCAGAUGGAUUUGUUCCACUUUUAAAUGAAACUGAUUGUUGUCCAAAUACUUGCGUUCCAAAUUGUAAAUUGGUUUAUUGUCCACCAAUUUUCUGUCAACCAGGAUAUUCACCAUUCACUGAAAUUGGUGAAUGUUGUCCAAGAAAAUGUAAAAAAGAUUGUUCAAAUAUUUUCUGUCCAUUAAUAUUUUGUGCAAAUGGUUAUGAACUUUAUCAGCCAGAUGAUCAAUGUUGUAAACAAUGUAGACCAACUUGUAAUCAUUCAAAUUGUUUUAAACUUAAUUGUUUCCCAGGUGAAGAAAUUUAUCAAGAUCCAGAUUUAUGUUGUCCAUCUUGUAGAUCAAUUUUAAAUUAA